AUGACGCGGCUAUCAAUCAGGUGGACCAAGCCUGCUGCCAAAAAGCUUCGAAAACAGAACAUACCCUCGGCCACCAACCCGGAGAAUGGCAGUCGUAGCAAUGUUGUGAGCCGUCUUGACGAACGUCUCGACAAUCAUGAUGGGUGGUCCCUCGUCUCAUCGACUGGGUCCAGUCCCGUCCCUGAGGAGGAGUCCGUGGAAGUACUUGACGAAGCCAGGCCUGGCCCUCCAGCGAACAACUCAGCAACAUCACACAUUCAACAAGAUUCGGGAAGCCCAACAUGGAGUCUCGUCGAAGCUGAGCAAGCCCGAGAACAAGAAUCGCCAGAACUCGACUACGACGACUGCCUCGUACACCCAGACCUUACGACCCUAGACGAAGGUCAACGAGAACUCGACCGAGAUGAGUCUCUGACAUCUCCUUACAUCACUGUCGACCCGUCCACUCCAAGCAAUCAGAAUCCAUCAAGCGACAAGCCAUAUUACCACAGGCAGAAACCUCUGCCAGCCCACCUGGUCGACUAUCGUGGCGCUCGUAGCUACUGGGCGAACCCUGUCGACUUGAACGACCUCGGUGAGCAGAUCAAGCAGUUGAAGAUCAGCUACAGAAAUCUGUCCGGUGCAUCACGCGAGCUCUUCAAGAAACAGGAGAAGCAACUCAGCGAGUUGCAAAACACUCGAUGGGAGAUCGAGGCCUCUCGCGACGAAGUGGAGAAGCAUGUCGAGGAGCUCAACAGCGACAAGGCGUCGGUGCAGGACAUAGAGCUGAGGUCGAGGGUUUCACCUGCUCCCCUGAAGAUUGAUCGCACGAGGGACAGCACCUUCGAUUACGACGAUAAGACCAGAUCAUUCCUGGCCGACUUCAACGCCAGAGAACGAGCCGUUUUCAGCACCGUAGGCAGGUAUGCUCAACGUAAAAGGUCCAACCUCACACCAUGCAAGCCACAGCCGCGAUCAAUCGAACACGUCACGAGCAACUCGCGCAAAGACUUCCCCUACAAAACCGGCACCUUCAUCCACCGCGAUGUCCAGCCGAUCUACGACCACAAAGGCAUGCGCGUCGGGUGGAACCACAAACACAUGCCAUCGUACAAGCGACCGCAGCCUACUCCGAAGACGUACACCAGGGAUGAGACGUUGAUAGAGAUCGGCAAGCUGCCUGUAUCGGAGCGAAUGGAAGCACUCUUCAACUGUCAGAAGUUCAAACAGGCUGUUUCGACGACCGAUAAGAAGAGGAAGAGGCAGACCAGGUGGUAUACUGAGCGGACGAUGGCGAAUUUGUUGUGGACGGGAGGUGUGGCGAGGGAUAAUAGGCAUGAUUCUGUGCUUGGCGAGGUGUGA
Molecule: messenger RNA, 1341 nt
Organism: Zasmidium cellare ATCC 36951
Lineage: Eukaryota; Fungi; Ascomycota; Dothideomycetes; Mycosphaerellales; Mycosphaerellaceae
Exons: 1
Coding region: 1-1341 (446 amino acids)
Source: RefSeq, a predicted model, not a curated record